UAAUAUAACAUAGUAUGUAUGCCAAAAAUGAGUGGAACUCAAAACCCUCGUUAAGCCCCUCAGCCCCACUGGCACACACUUCUCCGACUGAAUUACAUACAAAAAUGUUGAUCCGACGCAUUUUGCUGACCAAAUCCCUCUACCAUUUCCGUUUCUUGAGCAGCUCUGCCGCCGCCGUUGUUCCCGACCUAGAUGAUGAUUUCCCAAAACCCGAUCCCAAAUACGCAGAAACUAUUCAUGCCGUUGUUCGGGUCACUUCCGGUAAGAACAUCGCCGCGAAAGAGAGGAAAGCUGGGAGGGUACCCAGCAUAGUGUUUGAACAAGAGGAUGGACAACAUGGUGGUAGCAAAAGGCUCAUCUCUGUUCAGGCUAAUCAGAUAAGGAAGCUUGUUAACCAUCUUGGUCGCUCCCAUUUCUUGUCCAGGUUGUUUGAUCUUGAGGUUCACCCUGAAUUUGAAUCUCAUGAAGUUAUUGAGAAGGUUCGAGUUCUGCCCAGAAAGGUUCAUCUGGAAGCUGGUACAGAUGCACCUCUUAAUGUUACCUUUAUAAGAGCUCCAUCAAGUGCUUUAUUAAAAGUUGAGGUUCCUCUUGUAUUUAGAGGAGAGGAUGUGUCCCCCGGUUUGAAGAAAGGGUCAUAUUUGAAUAUCAUCAAGAGAACGGUAAAGUUCCUAUGCCCAGCAGAUUUCAUCCCACCCUACAUUGACGUCGACUUAAGUGAGUUGGAUGUUAACCAAAAGUUGUUAAUGGGCGACCUGAGGGUUCAUCCAGCUUUGAAGCUUAUCCAACCAAAGGAUCAUCCUAUUGUCAAGAUUGCAGGAGCAAGAGUUUCUGAUCAAAAGAAAUCAAAAUGAUUUUUAUUGAAGCACUUGUUUGAAAAUCUUAGCAAGCCUAUUAUGAAAGGGAGGAUUAAUUCCACAGUUUGGGACAUUGGCAUUGCUAGCUGAUGUAAUUUACUGGGCGAUCUUGUUUUUGUGCUAGUUUAAAUAGGUGAUAGCUUCUCAAUUUUGGAAUGAUUAGCCGAAUUGUAUAUCAAAUUGCUAAUGCCCCCAAUAAUUUUUCUCUACUGGUCUGUGAAAUUUCAAAUCAUGACAACGUUCUCUGCGCAUUUGCAGAACAUCAACUGAUGUCAUUUUAUUUUUCUUCUA
Solanum dulcamara is the source of this 1145-nucleotide messenger RNA. RefSeq lists its product as uncharacterized. Gene Ontology annotation, molecular function: structural constituent of ribosome; 5S rRNA binding. Gene Ontology annotation, biological process: translation. Gene Ontology annotation, cellular component: cytosolic large ribosomal subunit; ribosome. The transcript is spliced from 3 exons. The record is from RefSeq and is a predicted model, not a curated record. The coding region runs from base 15 to 851 and encodes 278 amino acids. NCBI's taxonomy places the organism in Eukaryota, Viridiplantae, Streptophyta, Magnoliopsida, Solanales, Solanaceae.